AUGUCACAGAUAAAAGAUAUGAUGCUCCGUGUUGCGUUUUUGCUCUUUGAUUCCAGUCGAUCUCGAAGGGAAACAAAGCAACCCGAGACUAUGCAAUUUGAGGAUAAUGCUGACGAUUUCGAUACAGCUUCAAUCAAAACUGGAUUAUUCGAAUGCGUCCGUCCUGGAGAAGAAACUGUGGAUUUAGCAAAUUUGCUAAACUCGUCUUUUGCAUCCGACUGGAUUGGAAAGCCGCUGAAGGAAGCAGUUCAAAUGGCUUUGAAAGCAAUAAUUCACCAAUUACGAAAGGAAUUUCGAUGGCUGAUAAUCUGUGCAGUUCCGUGCAGUAGCAGAUCCACACGAUAUCCACGACUUCCUCAGGCCGUCUUUCUAAAAUUAGCAGAGAUAAUUCAAAUCGGCUUCCGCAUCGAAAGAAAGGCGCUGUCUACUGCGACAAUCGUGUCCAUGGCAAAGAGAAAAAUGAGAAAUUAUAUUUCGAGAGAAAGAACCGGACAAAUGCAACGAGUAGAAAAACUGCUUAACAAAUUUUGGAAAAGAUAUCCCAAAUGGAACGAAACUGUAGAGGCCUACGAUGCUGCUCUUGAUGAUUGA
This is a messenger RNA of Caenorhabditis bovis, 591 nucleotides long. NCBI's taxonomy places the organism in Eukaryota, Metazoa, Nematoda, Chromadorea, Rhabditida, Rhabditidae. The record is from the annotation of a GenBank genome assembly.